CACCAACUCGAACAAACCCACAUCUCCCUUCUCCCAACUAACGGGUCCGCCGGUUCUUCUGCAAAACAGUUGUGGUGCGGUUUCUCAGAAGCAUUCACUUCACCGAACGCAAUUUGUCUUGCAUCGUUUUCGUUUUUUGUUUUAACCCACAGUUUGCUUUUACUGUACGUUUCGUCUUCGCUCGUUGUUCGUGUCUCUUAAUUCAUAAAAUUACUUGAGAAGGCGUGUUACAGAAUCAGAAUGCAGGAAACGAGCUCCAAGACUGCUGCUUCGGCGAAAAUGAUUGAACCGUUUGAUGGACAGAAGCUUCCGGUAGGUUCAAGCUUCCUUGUAGGGAAAUACACGGUGGUUGUCGAUAGGUACUUGUCUGAGGGAGGAUUUUCGCAGGUGUACCUUGUCGGUACACGAUCGAAAACAGAUGGGACUCCGUUUGUGUGUGUAAUGAAGCGUAUGUAUGCUCAAGAUGAGGCAUCUCUUGAGAAUGUCCACACUGAAAUUGAAACAAUGAAACUUCUUCGUGGAAAUCCUCACAUUGUCAACUACAUUGAUUCCUGCAUUUUUCCUACUGCCACAGAAAGCCAGCCAAAUGGCUGUGAAAUUCUACUCUUAAUGGAAUAUUGUGCAGGUGGUGGUCUUAUUGACUUAAUGAAUCAGAGGCUGCAGACGCGCUUGUCACAGGCUGAAGUGUUAAAAAUCAUGUCUGAUGUCGUUCAAGGUGUAGCUGCCCUGCACUACUUACGACCUCCUCUCAUCCAUCGAGACUUAAAGAUUGAGAACGUAUUGAUCAGUUCACCUACUUGCUACAAGCUUUGUGAUUUUGGCAGUGUUUGUGCGCCCAUUCGGAUGUCUAGUAAUCCUGCUGAGCGUCAUCGGAUAAAGGCAGACAUUGAAAAGUACACAACGUACCAGUAUCGUGCUCCUGAAAUGAUAGACAUGUCUCACAAUUUUGCCAUUGAUGAAAAGAGUGACAUUUGGGCGCUCGGUGUCUUGUUUUACAAGCUUUGCUAUUAUACCACGCCUUUUGAAAAUCAAGGUCCGGCAGCCAUGGUUACAGCUACAUACGUGUUUCCUCCAUUUCCUCCUUAUUCGGGUUACAUAAAGCGGUUGAUUUCAACUAUGCUCCACAAAAACCCAUGUUGCCGUCCGAACAUUUUCCAGGUGCAGCAAGAGAUCUGUAUGUUGCGUGGUACUCAGCUUCCUUUCCGUGACAUGUAUAAAGGAGUUAACUCUUCUUACCUUAAUCCACCUGCUCUACCAGAAACUGCUGGUAUUCCUGUAAAGCCCAUGUACAAGACACAACACAGCAUCCCUGCUCCCAUCUCUGUUCAUCCUCAUUCCAUGGGUCAACAAAUUCCCGUGUCACACUUUCCGUCCCGCGCUGCCUCCGCUGCACCUUCCACAAACCAACAGCACACGUCCUCAAACCCAUUUUUGGCUCAUUCUUAUGUCUCAACUCCUGCCGUCUCAGGGGCACAGAAACCACACAAAAGUGGUCGAGCACAUCCUGAACUGCAGCCCAGUUCUCAAUUGUCGCCUACAUCUCAGGCUUAUUCUAGCUCCUCUCCUAACUCCUUACAUGGUAUUAAUAAUGCUUCAUACCUAAACAUUCCCCAGAAUCCGUUUCCCGUAUCUACCACUGUUACUGGUGCUUCAGUUCGAUCUUCCGCAUAUUUUGAGGCUUCCAAUAGCGUCACGGGCAAUGGACAUGCGUCGCCUGGGCUUGAGGAUGUGGAACAACGUUAUCCCGACAUCGGUGAAAUUGAAGCAAAUGUUUUAAGCAGGGUAGCUACGAGUGCUUAUCAAGAAAACGAUUCUGCACGCAAUGAUGAAAUUGCCAAACUUGCGGAUGAUACGUUUGCUGCAUUCUUACAAAAGGCAGACAACGAACAGGGUGAGGAGCCUCAAAUUUCACCCGUGCAAACAUCAGCAACGACGGCGAGUACGCCCAACUUGGUUGCAGAAAACGAUAAGGCUGUGCCGUCAUCUUUAACUUCAGAAGAUUUAUCUGGUCGUUCUAAUGUGGAGGACUAUGUGCAACAAAGCUUCUCACAGCUUUCUCGUGCCUCUUCCGUUCGUCAUUCUACAAAGUAUUCUGAGUUCUCUAAAAAGGUGCAACAAGCACCAAAUAUGGUGGAUAGUCAGCUGCAUGACUAUACAAGUCAUGCUGGGUUGAGUCGGCAAGCAAGUGUUCCGUCUAGCCAUGAACGCAGCGCAUCUGUUACUCGUCGUCAAUCUUCAAAGAAUCCUUAUAUUAAGCCGUUUAAUUAUCAAAAGCCUGGACGUCACUCCGAAGAAUUUUACCGCACGACUGAACCCUUGACUGUCGGAUCGUUUGCCGAAAGUUUACAUGGCGCUGAAAUAUUUAAUGCCAUGUCUGAGAAAAAGCCUACCGAAUCUGAAGUUGAGCUUCCUCUGCAUCGCAGUGGUACCAACCAUUCUACUGUGGAAAGUAUUGCUUCUGUUGUGUCUGCAACAAGCACAGCUUCACAUCGUCGUUCAUCUCAUGGCUCAGCUAUGCAUGAGCCCUUUUAUGCGAGCGACAUGUCCAAUGAAAUGUUAUCUGUCACUGAAGCAGAACUUGAGAAGCAGGCUCAGUUCAAGCAUUCUGGUGUCAAAUCUGGCAAGUCACCAGCCCACGAGCCUACACAGGCGAGGUCGAGUGUUGAGGAUUUGGUCGAGAUGGGUAUUCCUCUUGAUGCACAGUACGCUUCUUCCGUUGCUGAAGCUAAAGUUACUCAAAACAAAGACACUUAAACCCUUUUACUCUUGACUUUUCAUCAUCUUAUUAGUUUUUUAUGGCCGUGUUUUAAGACCUUGAAAUCCCUUUCCAACCUUCUCUCUUUCUUUUCCUGUUCAUCGCUUGUGAGACGGCUAUUUGUCAGCGUGUACUUUGUUAUCACUGCCUAAUUCAUGUGUUGGAUAUGCAGAAUGCUCACAGCUUAUGCAAUCCUUACUUUCAUUUAAACAUUCCCAACUUUUUUCACCCAAUUGUUGUAAUAGAAAUGAGAAAUACAAUUGCUUUAUGAAUAUCUAUUAACUAGGUGUUCGUGGUUACCCUGUGGAGAAAGUUUGUUUACAUUAGUGAUUUGUUUAUGAAAAGC
Messenger RNA from Schizosaccharomyces japonicus yFS275, 3101 nucleotides. RefSeq names its product NAK protein kinase Ppk29. The transcript is spliced from 2 exons. Gene Ontology annotation, molecular function: kinase activity; protein serine/threonine kinase activity; transferase activity. Bases 241 to 2754 code for a protein of 837 amino acids. The record is from RefSeq and is a predicted model, not a curated record. NCBI's taxonomy places the organism in Eukaryota, Fungi, Ascomycota, Schizosaccharomycetes, Schizosaccharomycetales, Schizosaccharomycetaceae.